This is a messenger RNA of Iphiclides podalirius (scarce swallowtail), 261 nucleotides long. NCBI's taxonomy places the organism in Eukaryota, Metazoa, Arthropoda, Insecta, Lepidoptera, Papilionidae. The record is from the annotation of a GenBank genome assembly.
AUGUGGGUGCGGCGCGGCGCCCGAGCAAUGAGGCGGCCCGUGAUUAAUUGUGCGCCGAUGCUAUCGCCGGCGGCCGGCCACGCCGCGGGAUGCCCGCUAAUUAAUUCAGAGGAGCCGCUGCCGAGCACGCCGGCUCCCGGCCUCCACGCUCAGCCCGAUGCUCCGCCAGCUCACUCCCCGCGAUUUGAGGGGACACAGGAUCGGCCGCUGGUGCCAGCCACCCGCGCCCGUGUAGAGUACGAAGGCGGCAUCGGCGCGAGC